AUGGACAGGUCGUCUCAAGCGGGUGCGAGACCUUCGUCGUCGUCGCCAUCGUCAAGUCAUUCGCAUUCGCACUCGGUAGCAGCCCCACCUGUCACCGAAUCUACAGCAACGGCGCUCGAUCCGGCUUGGUCCCACCGUGCCGCCCUUCCUCGAGUCUUCGUCAUCCACGAUCCGGAACCCAUAGCGACCCCGGACUCGGCCAUGGUCAGCACAUCCACGUCAGGGAAUCCAUCGCGCCAUCCUCCUCCUGCUUGGGCCUUCGACGACCCCCCGCUUCGAGCUGAGCCACGUCAUUCGCAGCAGCAGGUUCAUCGAAUGGAUCAGCCACACCGCCAUGAAAGCAGGAACGGUGGCCAAAGCGUGCAUGAUGCUGGCCAACCUCAAGACCGGAGUCAUCAGGCCAUGUAUCGCACCCUCAGACUCGCCGAAGCCUUACGUCGCCGCGCGGCAGCUCAGGGUCGGACUUCCAACCGCCCAGAACUGUCAUUCCGAAUCACCGGCAUGGACGCACCCAGCUCCUUUUCCAUGGCUUUCGACGAUCACACCUAUGAAGACUUCUCUACCAUGGACGACGGUAUUGAUCUGGCCCUUCCAUCCGGCUUGGACCUCGAUGACGAUCGGGAUCCUGAGCCGAGGUACGAUGAUGACAAUCCCCUGCACGACUGGAUACCCGACCCCGAACCCUACUCCGAAACGGAUGACGACGCGGACGAAGCGUUAUUCUGGCCUGGGCUUUUGAUCGAAAGACCCCUCAAUCCACCUGGACGUUCACUCCUACGCAGGUCUCUCACUCGGUCGAUGCUUGAUCGAGUUUCCCCUUGCCUUCUGGAAGAAUCUUCCGGGUUGGGGUCGGGUCCGACACCAGCGCUCGACCCUGAUUCAUCAACCUCCCCAUCCUCGUUCUUGAAACGAGGCAUGUUCUUCUCUGGCAUCCAGGUCUACGUGGUCCCUCUACCUCCGCCCAUUCCCGCACCGGCAACGCCGACAAGUCGGAGCGAGCGACUGUCUUCCCACCCUCGACCACACCGGCAGCUCGCCGCGUCAACGAUGGAUGUAUACGAGUCGGCCCGAGCUCUCGCCGAGGGGGUGAACCUUACCUACCAGAAUCCAACUGUUUCUCGAUCAUCCUCUCUCCUCCCUCCCGCAAGGCCCUCCGCGCAACCUUCUUUCGCCGAAUCAUCCCCCCUCAUUCAAUUACUGCGCUCCGCGAAUCGACUCGACGACCCUGUCAACCACUUCUCGAUAGAAGAAGCAUUCGGUUCUUUCCCUACCGAGUUUUCUUCGGGUUAUGCGACGGCGACGACAAUGACGAAUGAUGGCGUAUCGGACUUGGAUCUGUCCCCUUUUGCGAGGGCGAGGUUGAGGACCGAAGAGGAUGUUAGGGAGAUUAGGGAACGGACGGCUAGGGUUGCGAGAGCGAGGUCUGUGGCAACGACGGGAACAUGGAAUUUGCUAAGACUGGCGGAACUGGGUGAAACGCUGUCGGUCAGUGAGAGGCAGAAGUAUCUGGAACAUGAGCGGUGGGAGGUCAAGGUGAGUUCUGAUUGGGCGACUUGGAGAGGGAAGUGCCUAUAUCUCGAGCAACGGUGGCUGACGGUAUCAUCCCGACUACCAAUUCAGGUCAUCAUCGAAUCGAUAGAUUCCACAAUGAACAAGAUCACCGGCUACAUGCACGCGCUGAAUGUACCGUUCUCGGCCUCCCGCGUAACGACCUGCUUCACAGGCGAGAUCCUCAACCUCGCCAAAGAUGGACUAUGGUCUCCAGGGCAUUGGGAGUCUAAAAUCCGCACCGACGCCGAGUCAUGGAGUAAGUUGGGACCCUUUAAAGGGAUGAAAACGAACGAGUUGAUCCGAAAGGCCGAUGGGGAUCGACAAUGGUUGAAUCAGGUCACGAAGGGGCAUGUGCUGAUGAGAUGGAAGGAGAGAGAUUUCGUCAAUGUCACGCGUGAGUUUAGGAUCGCGCACUGUACAAGUUUGCGGUCGACUGACGUUUGCUCCGCGGAUAUAUCACAUAGCUUCUGAGAGUCACCUCUCCAUCGCUGGCUUUUACUUCAUCGUCCUCGAUCGGGGGACUGGGAUGCUCGAAGGUCAGCCCGUCUUUGGGCAGUAACGCUUCGAACCAGCCAAAACUGACUUCCCGACCACCGCCCUGACAGGUCUCUACCAUGACCCGACAUCAAGUCCGUUCCAACGGCUCGAACUUUCACCAUGGACGCAAGGCUUAGGCUUCUCAACGGGCACAUUCGAUAUUGCUUAG
Molecule: messenger RNA, 2257 nt
Organism: Microbotryum saponariae
Lineage: Eukaryota; Fungi; Basidiomycota; Microbotryomycetes; Microbotryales; Microbotryaceae
Source: the annotation of a GenBank genome assembly